AUGCAAGCUUCGUCAGUAUUGAGAGGAACUCCAAAUUUAAUAAAUAGAGCUUAUCCUAAGGAUUAUUUCCUAACUAAUAAUAUUCAAAAUUCAUGGAUUGAAUGGAAAUUAAAACCAGGAUUCACAAUAAUUCCAACUGAAUAUAUUGUUAGAUCUGCACCGAUAUUUCCAAUAUAUGAUUGCUUCCUUCGAUCAUGGAAAAUUGAAGGAACCACAAAUAAAGGAGAAACGAAAACACUGCAUGAAGUAAAUAAUUCACCAAUAGAACCAGGAAAUAUAAAGAAAUUUGAUAUUAAAACCAAUGAUUUGUUUGUUUCAUUCAAAUUGAUUCAAACAGGAACAAACUGUUCCAAUAACUAUAAACUUAUGUGCGAUACAUUCGAUUUCUCUGGAUUGAUAUUACCAAAUGCCUGA
Trichomonas vaginalis G3 is the source of this 414-nucleotide messenger RNA. RefSeq lists its product as uncharacterized. NCBI's taxonomy places the organism in Eukaryota, Parabasalia, Trichomonadida, Trichomonadidae. The coding region runs from base 1 to 414 and encodes 137 amino acids. The transcript has a single exon. The record is from RefSeq and is a predicted model, not a curated record.